Lacerta agilis (Sand lizard) is the source of this 2100-nucleotide messenger RNA. It is a transcript of the gene ASB3, whose product is annotated as ankyrin repeat and SOCS box containing 3. NCBI's taxonomy places the organism in Eukaryota, Metazoa, Chordata, Lepidosauria, Squamata, Lacertidae. The transcript is spliced from 10 exons. The record is from RefSeq and is a predicted model, not a curated record. Gene Ontology annotation, molecular function: protein binding. Gene Ontology annotation, cellular component: cytoplasm; nucleus. Gene Ontology annotation, biological process: intracellular signal transduction. The coding region runs from base 179 to 1873 and encodes 564 amino acids.
UUACUGCACUUUUAGUGGUACACUAAUAAUUGAAGAUUGUUUACAGACUAUAGAUUUAAAAGCUGUUAUUUGCAUUGAUCUGAAUUAGUUUGUUUUACCAGGACAAAUACAGUAGAGAGAGAAAACACACACAAGCUGAACUAUUCUUUGCUUAUAGAGGAAUCUGUCUGUUAGCAUAAUGGGGUCCCAACUGCACAGCAGUGUGAAAAAACAUACCAGAAAGGAUUCUGUUCAAAUGGAUUUCACGGAAGCCUACUCGGACAGGUGCUCUGCGGUUGGGCUUGCAGCGAGAGAAGGCAAUGCCAAGCAAUUGAAGAAGCUUAUCAAGCAGGGUUAUAGUGUUGAUGUCCCUGAUAACAGGGGCUGGAUGGCAAUCCAUGAAGCAGCAUUUCACAACGCAGCUGAAUGUCUGAAGCUCUUAAUUCGUGCAGCACCCUCUGAUAGCUACAUAAGAUCGAAGACAUUUGAGGGCACUUGCCCAUUGCAUCUUUCUGCAGGUCGAGGAAGUUUGGAGUGCGUUGCUAUUCUUCUGGAAUCUGGAGCUGAUCCCAAUGAGCUUACUAAUGAUGCAAGCACACCAUUAUUCUUAGCUGUUCAAAAUGGACACGUUGACGUGAUAAAGCUUCUCCUUCAACAAGGAGCAAAUAUUAAUGGUCCCCACUGUUGGUCUGAAUGGAAUUCUCUGCACCAAGCUGCUUUUCAGAACUACCCAGAGAUACUGAAAUUACUCCUCAACAAAGGAGCCAAAAAAGAAUGUGUGGAUGAUUUUGGGAUCACCCCUUUAUUUGUUGCUGCACAGUAUGGAAAGCUGGAAAGUUUAAGGAUUCUUAUAUCAUACGGAGCAAACGUCAACUGUAAAGCCAAGGAUCGGGCCACUCCGUUAUUUAUCGCUGCACAGGAGGGCAAUGAUGAAUGCACGGAGCUGUUGUUAUCCAGGGGAGCAGAUCCAAACCUGUACUGCAAUGAAGAUGAGUGGCAGCUACCUAUCCACGCUGCAGCAGAAAUGGGGCACAGCAAUAUAUUACGCUUGCUCGUACCAGUUACUGACCGGCUCUGUGGCAGCGCUGAAGGCAAAGUGAGCCCUGUCUACUCGGCAGUCCUAGGCGGUCACGAAGAUUGCUUGGAAUUGUUACUUAAGGAAGGUUACAGCCCGGAUGCCCAGGCUUGUCCAGUCUUUGGCUGCAGAUCACCCAUGCCUUUGGCUUUCCAAAAGGGGUCUGGCUUAAUCCUCAUUCUUUUGAAGUAUGGGAUCACGCUUUCCGAAGCAGAUUUAGGCCUCUGUCUGCAUGAUGGAAGGUUCUCCUUAUUUCAGCAUUUCUUGAAGCGAGGCUGUAAGCUUCCACACAGAGAGCACCAGGCAGAAUUUACGAAGAAUGCAAUUCUUGCAGGAGACAGAUACAAAGAAUGGUUGCCGUCCCUCCUGUUGGCUGGGUUCAAUCCGGUGCAUCUCCUCAAUGAAUCAUGGGUUUCCUCUGUAAGCAGUGACACUCUCAACUUCCUUCUGGAGUUCACCAACUGGAAGAGGCUUCCAUGGGACGUGGAGCAGAUCCUUUCCGACCACAAAGAAACCUCCACGUGGGUGACUCGCAGUCACUUCGAGCACAUCCCUUCCCUGUCUCAUCUUUGCCGCCUGGAGAUCCGGUCACUUUUGACGAGCGAUCGCUUACGGUCAGACCAGUUUAUCCGCCAGCUGCCAUUACCCACUUGCCUGCAGGACGCCUUACUUUACUCAGACGUGUUGAGAAGCUAUGCCAUUUCGGAAUCUCAGCUUAGGCUGGGCAAAGUGCACGAAAAGAAUGCCCCACCACCUCUUUCCAGUUCAGGAAACACGGAGAGGAGAGAAAACACGAGAACUGAAGCAGGCUCCUCAUAGUGCUUUAUGGCUUAAGAACCGUGUUGUGGUGCUCACUGCAAUGAAAGACCCCUCCACUGCUGCCCGUGAUAGGAUAUCCUCUCUUCAGAGAUUCUUUAAACUCUUGCUCAGAGGCGUUCAAGCGCCGUUCUCUCUCAAAGGAGUUCAACAUUCAAAUGGAUGAAAACACUUGCAAAGGCAUAAAUAUUGUCACGGAUCAUUCCAAAUGAAGACCCAUUCCCUGUAAA